Orbilia oligospora ATCC 24927 is the source of this 666-nucleotide messenger RNA. RefSeq lists its product as uncharacterized. The transcript is spliced from 3 exons. Gene Ontology annotation, biological process: GPI anchor biosynthetic process. Gene Ontology annotation, cellular component: endoplasmic reticulum membrane. The record is from RefSeq and is a predicted model, not a curated record. NCBI's taxonomy places the organism in Eukaryota, Fungi, Ascomycota, Orbiliomycetes, Orbiliales, Orbiliaceae. The coding region runs from base 1 to 666 and encodes 221 amino acids.
AUGGUAGAACGAAGUGGAAUUGCGGAAACCGUCCGACAUGCUCAUCCAAUAAUCCUCCUGGGAGCUCUGUAUGCCACGUUCACAUAUUUAGUCAAUGAUCCCCCAGCCGUCCUCUUGAAGCUUUUACCGGUAACGAUUGGAAUUCAAAUAAUCCACGCGUCUACAUGUCUCGGCAGUAGUAGAGUGGCAGUGGCGUCCGGGAACAAGAAAAAGGUCAAAUCGGCUUCCAAGGGGAAAACGGAGGAUGUGGGGGCCAAUAUCAUGACGGCGUUUUUAUCUCUCUUCUUGACUCUAUUAAUCGGUACACCGGCUAUAUUCAUCGUAAUAGUCCUACUCGGUGCCCCGAUAACGGCGGAUCUUUCACAUACCGCGCUUUGUGCUGCACACUUGAGCGUUCUGGCUGGAUUUCCUUUGGUUUAUUCCUAUCAUGUACAAGGGUCUAAAUGGAGGGAUAUCAUCUCGUUGAAUCUACCGAUGGAUGAAGUCUACGGAGGCGCGUUGGGAGCGUGCCUUGGAGCGUGGUUUGGAGCUAUUCCAAUACCGUUAGAUUGGGAUCGCGACUGGCAAAGAUGGCCGGUGACGAUAGUAGUGGGGAUAUAUGCUGGUUAUGCAGUUGGGCGCCUGGGAGGGCUGGCAUUUAUUGGUAAAACUGCGCGAUUCAACUGA